CCUAGCUGCUUGCCCGAGCUGCCGCGUACGCCCGUCGGCGGGCGAACGGGUCUUCCAGCCUCCGCAGCAGGUAGGCUUCCACGCCGGGCCCGACCCCUCAAGGCUUCCAGUGGAGCAGUCCCGCGUUUGGGCGUGAGCCCCGUCUGGCAGGCAAGACUGGGGCGAGGCUGUGGCGGAGCAGGAAAGGAAUGCGAGUGGGAAGCAGAAAGAGCGAGGCGCAAGCUGCAGCGGGCAUGUAGCGACAGAUCCCGCUAGCAGAGAGGCGCGGGGAGCCGGCCCGGGGCUCACGCGGCAGAGGGCGGGCUUUCGCGUUCUCCCGGGGAAGCCAGAGGAAGAGGAAAACGCGGCUUCGAUUGGCGGACGACGCGGCCGUUUCACUGGCAGCGCCUCCCGGCCGGAGGGUCUCUCGCAGCUCCUAUGGCGGCGUCGGAGAAGGUCCUGCGGGAGGGGGUGCUGGAGAAGCGCAGCGGAGGGCUGCUGCAGCUCUGGAAGAAAAAGCGCUGCCUGCUCAGCGAGAAGGGGCUGCGGCUCUUUGAGGCCGGCAGCCGGGGCUCCACGCGCUGCAAGGAGUUCACCUUCGCGCACGUCAAAGCCGUCGAGUGCGUGGAGUGGAAGCAGCGGCACAUCUACUUCACAGUGGUGACGGACGACGGCGCCGAGAUCGACUUUCGCUGCCCCCAGGAAGACCCCAGCUGGAACGCCGACAUCACUCUGGCGCUGGUGCGCUUCCAGAACCAGCAAGCGGUGCAGAUCGUGCGCGCCAGGCACAGCUGCAGGGCAGCAUUUCAACAAGGGUCAACUUCAACCAGCCAGAUUCUGGUGAAUGGGUCUAAGAAAUCUGACUCUCAGCUAAACAUGGAGAGGGUGGAGGAAUUUAUAGCUGUGACUUCACCUGCUAGUGGACAAAAGGCAAUUUCUAGCUGCAACUGAAUGAAGACCACUACUUACUUUGAUGCGGCAUCUCUGCUACAAAAUGAGAAAAUGCCUGGUUAAGCCAGCUGAAUAUGGAUCACAACAAUGGUUAGAAACAGUUUUUGUUUUUCUCCUCUGUUUUUUCUAUGAUACUUAAGAACUUGGUCUGCAGAUAAGGCAUUGAGAAAGUUUCCUAUUGGACUGACAGUUUGCUUUCUACUGUCAUUAGUCUUACCUCCAGUGAUGGACAACUACUGUGAUUCAGGAGAAAGUUGCAGCAACUAUGACAAAAAGGAAUCAUUCCAUCACUUAGUGUGUGACCCAGCCUGAUGCAGAGUGAACAGUGCCGGAAUAGAUUGAACUUGCAAGUGAGGAACAUAUUUGCUAUUGAAUCUGAGCAUGUUAGAUAUGCUAUAGCAGUAAUUUCAUGGUUAAAAAAGCAGAGAACAUCUGCCUUCAGUUAAUCAAGUGGCUCAUAUGGAAGGUGCAAUUGUGAGCCUGCCACUCUGACCUAAAAAGUCACAGGUUAUCAGGAAGAUGCUGCUGGAGUAGAUGCAGAGAAUUAAUAUAUAUUGAUUGUGUGUCCCGCUGUUUUCUGCCAAAAAGUUAGCACUCGCUGGGCCAGUGUCCUGACAAUCCAUAAUUUCAGCUUAGUGAAUCAUAUCAACAUCUGGUAUUAAGUAACAUUGCUUUAUUAAGUAAGAUUCUUUAUGUUAGACUUCUAGAUAGUAGGGUGGAAGCCUCAAGAUAGGAAUUCAUGUGCAAGACUGAAGGGCUGUUUAUUUCAGUCCUUUGAAGACUGAAGCAUGCCACCAUCUUUUUCUUCCACUGUCCUAAGACUUAUUUACUUAUUUGGGGGCAUGGGAAGAAAUAGGUAAGCGCUUGCACUUCCUUUUGAAGCAUAAUUAUGAACCCAAAAUGGAACUAGGACUGUCCUUAUGCCUUAUGGUACAAAGAUAGAGAGUGGGUGCCUAUUCAUCCAUUAGAGAGGGCAUUUUACCCUUAUUCAGGAGUGAUGCCUAACAAAUAAAACAGUGUCAAAUAGGAGUAUGCACUGUUCCCAAUAUUACUAUUCCUACUUUCUAAUUCCCACUUUUUCAUCUUUGUGGAAACUCCUUGUUCUUGUGAAGGAGAAUACUAACUUCCUAAUGUUCAAAUGACCCCUUCAGUUUUUCCUAACCACAACAGAGAAGGACCUGGAAUAGGUCUGCCCCUGCUUGUCUUGAUCUCUUCAGACCAAAUACUUAAACAGAGCUUAUGCACUAUAGAAUUGGAAGAGAUCUGACACAGGAAAAAUUUUAGUAACAUUAUUCAUAACAUUUCAAGAAACUCAACGCACACAGUUGCCUUGCUUUUAAAACAUGUUUUUUAGAUCAUUCUUUCCUAGCUACUGUAUGCUCAUUAUUUUGUAAUUAUGCAGAUUUAUACCGAUUAGGAGCAAUUAGUUAUAAAAAAAUAACCAUGACCUUAGCUUCAUGAAAGCCAAAGGAAGAUUAUGGAAAGUCUGUUAGAGAUAGUUUGGUCAUUAAUAUGAAUGUGAAGACAUUUCCUAUAUUGAGUUUGGUAUGUGUUGGUCAUGACAUGCAACUUCACAGCCUUAAAAUCUGGAUCUGUACAUUGUCUGCUGCCUUGUGUAAUGCUUGUGACCAUCAGUAGCAUCAUUUCCUGUAGAUGAUGAAAAUAUGUUCUGCUGUGCCAAUCACUCAAUCUCCUUUGCUUUUCUUUGGUCCAUGACUAUUGAUGGCAUUCCAUGUUAUCAGUCUCCACUGCUACUUCCUUCUCUGGGCAUCAUUGCCCUCAUUUAGCUAAUGUUGACCAAUUAUAAUGAGCAAUGAUAAAUCUGACAAGCUCCCAAACUUUGAUAAAAUUAUUAAGGAUACUGUAACUCUUCAAAAUAAGAAGUAAUAUGAAAGUGGGUACCCUGUUAAUUGCAUUAGGAGUUUUAGAUUAAAUUCUGUGAUUAAAUAAAUUAAAUAAAUAUCAUUA
Crotalus tigris (Tiger rattlesnake) is the source of this 2898-nucleotide messenger RNA. RefSeq names its product pleckstrin homology like domain family A member 3 (gene PHLDA3). Gene Ontology annotation, molecular function: phosphatidylinositol phosphate binding. The record is from RefSeq and is a predicted model, not a curated record. The transcript is spliced from 2 exons. The coding region runs from base 418 to 930 and encodes 170 amino acids. NCBI's taxonomy places the organism in Eukaryota, Metazoa, Chordata, Lepidosauria, Squamata, Viperidae. Gene Ontology annotation, cellular component: plasma membrane. Gene Ontology annotation, biological process: positive regulation of apoptotic process; intrinsic apoptotic signaling pathway in response to DNA damage by p53 class mediator; negative regulation of phosphatidylinositol 3-kinase/protein kinase B signal transduction.